Aphidius gifuensis is the source of this 1695-nucleotide messenger RNA. RefSeq lists its product as uncharacterized. Lineage: Eukaryota; Metazoa; Arthropoda; Insecta; Hymenoptera; Braconidae. The transcript is spliced from 6 exons. The coding region runs from base 34 to 1695 and encodes 553 amino acids. The record is from RefSeq and is a predicted model, not a curated record.
UAACAAGUGUAUUUAUUUAUUUAAUAACACAAUAUGCCAGAAUUAUCAAGAACUGGACUUAUUUCAGCAAGAAUUCAUCCAAUCAAUAAACCAAAACCAAAAAAAAUUGAAUUAUCUGGAACAACAAAACCAGCACCAUUUAUAUUACGUCCAUUUGCUGGUUUAUUUAAUCCAUUUCCAUAUGGAUGUUCAGUACUUUGUAAUCAUCCAGCUGAUGGUGAAGCUAAAGAAUUUGUUAAAAGAGCCAAAGAAUCAUGGGCAAAUGAAGGUAAAGCUCUUCUUUUACCAGAUGAAAUGGAAUUGAUACGUGCAACAUUAAUUGCUGGUGGUACAAUUAAAACACCAAUAAAAAAUGAUAAUAUAAAUAUUGAAAUAAAAACAACAACAACAACAACAGCAGCAACAACAACAAUGACAACAACAGUACCAGAAGAAUUAUUUCGUAAAUAUACUGAAACAGAUUCACGUCCAUUAACACCAACACCAACACUUGCUAGUGGUCUUGGUACAUCAAAUAUUGAUAAUCAUGAUGAACAUAAAAUGAUCACAAAUUUACGUGAAAAAACAACUCUCAUAUUGGAUUUACGUGCUGAAUCACAAGAACAAGAUAAUGAUACAUUAAGUUGGCAUACAUUAACACUUGAACCACAACCAAUUAAUAAAAAAAAUAUUGAUAUAUUUAAAAAUAUUUAUCAACGUAGUUCUUGUGAACCACCACCACCAUCACCAAUUGCUAUUCACAUUAAUGAUGACGAAAUAUUAAAAAAUAAUGAUGAUAGUGUUGAUGUUGAUGAUGAUGAUGAUCAUGACAGUGAAAGUAGUAAUGAAUUACAAAUAAAAAGACGUGGUAAAAAAUUAAAAAAACGUAAAUAUCGAAGAGGAUCAGCUUAUGGACAACAAACUGAAGUUAGAGAUCUCAUUGAACCAGCUGAAACUCAAGUGUCACAAGUUGAUGAUUUAUCACGAAGAAAUUCAACACUUGUUACUAUUGGAAAUACUGAAAAUAAUAUUGAACAUGAAAAAACAACAAUACCAUUAAUUGAAAAUCCAUAUUUAUCAAGUUUUUUAAGUCCAGAAUUAUUGCAACAUUUAUCACGUGAAUUAGAUCGUGAAACAGUUGAAAAAGAAUUUUCACUUAGAAAACGAAUUGCAUUGGAAGAAGCACUACGAAUAAAAGGUGAAAUAAAAUUAACAAAACAAUUAUCAACAUUACCAACAAAUGCACCACGUAUUUAUUCACGUAAAAAUGCACGUUUUGAACUUCUUGAUAGUAGAAGUUUGAUAUCAUUAACGUCACUUGAUUAUCUUGGUAAAUAUGUUUAUCUAAAAUCAGAAAGAAAAAAAAUAUUUAGUAAAACAUUCAAUAAAUAUUAUGAUGAUACUAUUGAUGAUAAACGUUUAAUACAACCAAAUAAUUUAAUGACUGCUCUGGAAGAUGUCAUUGGUGUAUUUACAAAUGAACAAAGAAUUAAAUUUAUUAAUUAUAUUGGUGAAAUUAAUAGCCCAAUUAAUUAUCGUACAUGGUGUGGUAUUUGUGCAGCAUGUGAAAGAAUAUUAUUAAAAUUACCAAGUAGAGUUGUUGAUCCACCAAGUUGGAUUGAACUUGCUGAUUUUCAAGCACUAGAAAGACGAAUUAAAAAUAUUAAAAUUGAUGAUAAAUUAAUUUUAUUACUCAGAGAAAUUAGAGAUAGAUAA